Molecule: messenger RNA, 2046 nt
Organism: Plodia interpunctella (Indianmeal moth)
Lineage: Eukaryota; Metazoa; Arthropoda; Insecta; Lepidoptera; Pyralidae
Exons: 1
Coding region: 1-1272 (423 amino acids)
Source: RefSeq, a predicted model, not a curated record
AUGUCAACGAAAUCGCCCACAACUAGUGUGAAGUCGCGCGAAAUGAUCGGCGUGGAUCAGUUCAGUCAGCGGCGCGAGGUGUUCGACAAGCACGACACAGUGUUCCUGCCGCUGCCGUCGCCGACUGCGGUCGCGCCAGUCUACCGCCAAGUGGAGCCCAUCAUCACAUCCAACCACGGCAAGACCACCAGCAACUUCAAACGGAACAUCGCCGCCUCCUCCAGCAUGAGGGAAUCUAAAACCGACGAACGAAUAUUCGAUUUUCGACCACGGAAGUACUCGGACAACUUCACCUCCGAACUGAACCAGAGUGAUGACGUGGACUACAGAUACAGCUCGACGGAGAGGACGAGACGACUGUCGAAACUGAGGAGAGACUUCCUCGCGUCCAACCUCCACGAUCCCAGCGAGCACACGUUCACGAGAUCCGGCACGCGAGCCUCCAUGCCUGUCAACUCCACACCUCCGAUAAGGUACAAGAUAGAAAGUCCUAAUUUAUAUAAAUUUCCAUUCGCCGAGCCAUAUGCGACACCGCCUCCGGUGAGGAGAGUCGUUGUAGACUUGGGGCCAUCGGAAGUUGAUGGAAAGGAAAAUCAGGACCCUGAACUGAGGACGAAGUAUCAGAGCCUGCCAAAUAACAAUGCAUCCCCUACAACAAAAAUUGACCACCAAAAAUUGUUUGAAGAGUUAGUCAAAAGGUAUUCCCCACAACGCAAGCCGGUAGAUUGGACCUUACCGCCGACGAGACCGAGAGUGGUGGGUUCUGUUCCAAAAUCCACUUCUAGCAUUGGUGAUACCUUAGAUUUAGUUCAGAAGACUCAAAAUGAUGAGAAAUCUAACAAAGACGAUGAUGUAUUCGAAAAGAAGGAAGAAAAUAACAUUGCUAAUAAUAAUAUACAAGUUUAUCGUUCAGAAGCACCUAAACCAGCAACAGAGGUAGAGGUAGUAGUGAUACAAAACGGUCCCACAUCAGGAACUGAGGGUGACGAUCAAAACGAAAAGAGUAAUAGUGAAUCAAAAGCUUCAGUCACAGAACUAGCGGAAAAGAACGACCGUGUUCCUGAAUUACCUCCAAUUCAAAGACAACUAAGUAAAGAUUCGAAGAAGAAGCAACCUCCCCCAGAAAAGCACCCAGAUUUGACAAUUCCAGCGUUGAUAGACAAAAUUACAACAGAAGGUGAAACUUUAGAAAACAAUAUAAAGAAAACUAAGAAAGUUAAACGAAAGAGGAGUUUCUUAGACAAACUAUUGGGGCGAAAGAAAGAUAAAUAGAUAUAAGUAGGUAGAUAAUAGUGAAGUGAUAUUGCAUAGGCACUGCAUUGCUGCAAACCUGCCAAAGAUAUAUCGUUAACAUGACGUCAGAGUUAUAAUCUUUUGAUAAACAGUUCUAUUUUAACACUCACUGGAUUUUUCAAUCGCUAUAAAAAAUAAUGUUUUCUACAAAAGUUUAAUUCAUAAUGAAGUUGACUUUAAUUCUUCAGUGACUCUUUAGCUCUAUUAUGUAUAUAAUUUGAUUUUUUCUUAUUUCAAAAUCUCAGUGCGUGUUAAACCAAGAAAGAAAGUAUUUUGAUAAUUUAUUUGUAUAAAAAUAAUUAAGGCCAGACUUCCUAUGUUUUUUAUCUUUCUACAAUUGGGUUUGGUUGGGUUAUCACAUUAACUGAUAAACGUAAGUGGCAUGUGACACUCCCUAUCUGCAAACUCGAAAGAACUUUCUGUGAAUAUGUUGAUUAAAACAAAAUAUUUUUAGAAUAAAUCUCGCUGCAAUAAUAUCAAUCUCUUUAAAAUUUUGUUUUAAAUAACAUUUUAUAAAAUAUUUUUAAAAAGAUGCUAUGCUUCUAUUCUUAACACCAUUUUCGAAACGUGAUUUUAGUUGGCUCUUAUCAUAUUUUUAUUUCUUUUUUGUCGAUAUCUGGUCCUAAGUCAUUAAACUUUGGAUAUCCCAACCAACAUUUUUAUUUUUUUACUUGAAUAGUAUCCAUAUUUUCUAUAAACUUUGUUUUGUAAAGUGAUGUCAUUGAAAUAAAAAGUAUUUUGUUAAUGAAGGCC